GAAAAAUCCCUGUAUGGGAAUGAUACUUUCAAUUUUGUCAUUCAUAUCUCACUAAACGUGCCGUGGCUUACGAAAUUUAAACAGCCAGAUUGAAAAACUCUUGUAGAACUUUUACAAUGUUCAGACGCUUCAAUCUUCUUCUGCUGCUGUUUUGUCUGGUUUAUCACAGCGGAAACACAUCUAAACCUGUGUCAGGAAAAAAGAGAGGAAACAUCACACUCAGAUGUGAACAUGAGGACAGUAAUAUUGUUGACAUUGAGUUAUUCCAUUGGUCAAGAGACAUAUCUGUGUUUGAGAUUGAAGAAUAUAGAGGACGAGUGUUUAAAGAAGGAAACUGUGACGUCGUCAUCAAGAAUCUGAUCUUCAGUGACGCUGGGAAAUACACUUUGAGAAUCAUUUACACUAAUGAUCAGACAGAGCUGGAGCGACCAAAGCAGUGGACGUACCAUCUUCAUAUUCAUGAUGAGAUUUCUGUGAAAACAGGCGAGGAGCUAAAGAUGUCUGUUCUGGUGUCUGAUGCUGAUAAAGUGAAGACAAACUCUAGUGGAGAGUGGAAGGAGGUUUGGACGAGAGGUCACGGGGUUCAGAGCGACCGAAUGAAUAAUACUGAUGGAAACCUGAUCAUUAAAUCAUUUCUGGACAGUGAUGCAGGAACAUACAGAGUUCUGGACACUGAAGGAGAAAUCUUGAUCACAGUCACAAUCACAGGUGAGAGAAACUCAGAUAUGAGGAAAUAUUAUUUAUAA
This is a messenger RNA of Carassius carassius (crucian carp), 746 nucleotides long. RefSeq lists its product as uncharacterized. Bases 117 to 746 code for a protein of 209 amino acids. Lineage: Eukaryota; Metazoa; Chordata; Actinopteri; Cypriniformes; Cyprinidae. The record is from RefSeq and is a predicted model, not a curated record. The transcript has 4 exons.